CCACUCCUGGGGUCCGACACAGAGUGAAGCUCCCUCCACACCGACCGGAAAGAUAAUUGAACCGUGCAGUGAAAGGGUUAAGGCUGGAGAUGGGGAGGUGCUCGUUGUCUGUACACACUGGUUUGGCUGCAGGCGGGAGCUGGAGCGAGCACAGUAUCAAAUGUCUCGCCUCGUGAUCCCUCAUGCCGGGAGUCCGGCAGCGACGGUCAGACGGGUGAAGUCCCGAUGCCCCGUGGUGCUGGCCUGAGCACGUCCAUUCGGCCCAUCGAGUCUGCUCCGACAGUCCAUCAUGGCUGAAUCAUUUCCCUCUCAACCUCAUUUUCCAACCUUCUACCCGUAACCUUGUACGCUCUGACUGAUCAAGAGUCCGUCGCUGGGACAAGCUUUCAAUAAGAAAGAUCCCCUCCUGCAACACCAAACCAUGAGCUCCCUGCGCAGUGGGAUCUUCCUGUGCGCCGCCUUGGCGCUGUCGUCGGCCCAGGCGGGGCUGGACUGCACGGGGGUGGAGUGCGCAGAACUGCAGGGCUGCAUUGAGGAGAGGUUGGAGGACGGCGAGUGCUGCGCCCGCUGUCUGCAGAGGGGCUGUGCCUGCCGGGGCCUCGCCUAUUACGAGUGCCUGCGGGCUGGCUUUCAGAGGGGGACUGUCCCCGCCGGCGCGUCCUUCCCCGCUGGCUCCCGCGGCGCUUUCUGCCGCUGCCCGGAGGAAGGGGGCGAACUCGCCUGCGACAGCUCCCUCCCCUGUCUCCCUCUUCCCCAAAACUGCGCUCGGGUCUCCCGACCCCGGGGUGCCUGCCCCAGGUGCGCCCUGCUGGGCUGCCUCAGCGGAGGGCGGCUCCAUCCCGCUGGGCACUCCUUCCACCCUGAGCCCUGCACCCUGUGCCAUUGUCUUGACUCCGGUUCCCUCUCCUGCGCCUCGGACCCCGGCUGCGGGAGCCAACGGGGCGAGGUGCAGGUCCAUGAUGGGCCGGUCCCCAAUGACCAGAGGCAGCCGGCAGCUGAGGAUGAAGAGGCGGCUGGAGCCGCAGAUUCCAAGGUGACGGCCAGAGCAGACGGGGAGGAGGCGAGGCCGGAGGAGAAGCUGGCAGACCCUGCCCAGGUCGCUGUCUCCCGUGAGAGAGCCAGACUCCCGGAGUCCCUCACCUCCUGCUGUGCCGCCGGACGGCGCCGGGCCUCCGCAGACGGGAAGUGCCCCAGGGAGUCGGCCCCCCAGGCGGAUUCGCAGGUCUGCAGGGAGCUGCAGGACCAGUGCUGUCUGUCGGAGCUCGAGGAGACCCGGUGCCGGGCGGGCGUGGAGGCCGCGCAGAGCGGGGACCCGUGUCUCCGGGAUGAGAAAGAAGGCUGCGGGUCAGAUUCAUUUCAGCGCUGCUGCAAGUGCUGCUGGCUCGGCCUGCACUCGGCAUCCCGCGGCCUGCCCUGCGACUGGCCCGCUCGGCUAGGAACUGCCUGUUCCCAGGCCGCCUCCGUCUGCUGCCACCGUCAGGCCGACCCACACCCGUCCGGAAGCCGGGGCUCGGACAAGCCCUCCUCGACCGGGAACCGCCGGGAGGCAAGGCGGCCGCAGGAGGACGUGUCAGUGGAGGCAGGCAGAAGUGGAGGGGAGAGAAGACAGGGGAGCCGGUCACCGGGGGAGGAAGAUGUCUGCGCAGGGCAGAUUCGCUGCUCCCAGACCUGCUCUCCGUUCGGACGUUCGCACGUGUGUACCUGCCUGCCGGGGUAUCAGCUGCUGGCAGACGGAAUGUCCUGUGAAGAUGUGGACGAGUGCGCGUCAGGGUCUCACAACUGCUCCGGACAACAUAGGUGCAUCAAUCUCGAAGGAUCGUUCAGCUGUGUACAGAGCGCGGGGCUGUGCAAGGACGGUUUCUCGAUGAGCCAACAGGGAACCUGUGUCGACACAAAUGAGUGCGCGUCCCUUCACCAGCCGUGCCCGCCGGGUCUCAGCUGCUACAACACCAUCGGCUCCUACUCCUGUCUCUGGACGCCCAUCAGCUGCAGCAUCGGUUACCGGGCCAGUGAGGACAACACUCGCUGUGUGGACGUGGACGAAUGCCGAGAUGACUCCCACCGCUGCCACGCCGAACAGGUUUGCCGGAACAUUCCGGGCAGCUACAGGUGUGACUGCCGGCUGGGGUACCGGCCCGACCCUGUCACCAGACGCUGUGUGGAUAUUAACGAGUGCCGUCGGUACCAGGGCCGGAUCUGUGCCCAGCACUGCCUCAACACCCUGGGCUCCUAUCAGUGUGGCUGCAACGUGGGAUUCCGCUUGGCCGCAGAUGGCCGGACCUGCGAAGAUGUCGACGAAUGCCAGGACAGCCCCUGCAGCCACGACUGCCUCAACGUACUGGGAUCCUUCGAGUGCCGAUGCCAGAGGGGAUUCACCCUCAGCCCCGCCAACAGGACGGCCUGCCUGGACAUUGACGAGUGCUUACUGUCCUCCCCAUCGCUCUGUGCCUAUCAGUGCAUUAAUACACCAGGAUCCUUCACAUGUAGAUGCCCUGACGAGGGCUAUGUACUCUCACCCAACGGAAGGAACUGCAAAGACCUUGACGAAUGUAAACUUGGGACACACAACUGCUCAGCUGACGAGAGCUGCUUCAAUAUUCAGGGCACAUUUAAGUGCCUCUCCUUCGAGUGCCCCGCCAACUACAGGAAAGUGGGACAGACCCGGUGUGAACGCAUAUCGUGCCAGGGUUACGUGGAGUGCCAGAUGGUCCCGCGGACGAUCACCUACUACCAGCUGACCCUUCCCACCAAUGUCCGGGUGCCGGCCAACGUCUUCCGCAUGAGCCCCUCACCGGUGUACACCGGCGACAACAUCCUGCUGUCCAUCACCGGGGGGAACGAGGCCAUGUUCUUCGGCACCCGCCGUCUCAACCCCUACAUGGGCUACGUCUACCUGCGGCUCCCGCCGCGCCAGCCCCGCGACUUCCUGCUGGACGUCGAGAUGACGCUCAUCCGCCAGGGCGCGGCCACCAAGUUCAUCGCCAGAAUUUACAUCUUCAUCAUGGCCCCCCUGCUCUGAGUCCACGUGCUCCUGCUUCCCUCCCCCCUCCCUCACCUUCCCCACUGCUCAUUGUAAUUGUACCACCACCCCCACCACCCACAUGACCCACCCUCAGAAGGCCCUGACAUGGCUGUCAAUCUGCGCAAGAGCCCAUAGUUAUU
Mobula hypostoma (lesser devil ray) is the source of this 3162-nucleotide messenger RNA. RefSeq names its product fibulin-2-like. Gene Ontology annotation, biological process: extracellular matrix organization. Gene Ontology annotation, molecular function: calcium ion binding. NCBI's taxonomy places the organism in Eukaryota, Metazoa, Chordata, Chondrichthyes, Myliobatiformes, Myliobatidae. The record is from RefSeq and is a predicted model, not a curated record. The coding region runs from base 422 to 3019 and encodes 865 amino acids. Gene Ontology annotation, cellular component: extracellular region. The transcript is spliced from 16 exons.